This is a messenger RNA of Penicillium brevicompactum, 852 nucleotides long. RefSeq lists its product as uncharacterized. The transcript has a single exon. NCBI's taxonomy places the organism in Eukaryota, Fungi, Ascomycota, Eurotiomycetes, Eurotiales, Aspergillaceae. The record is from RefSeq and is a predicted model, not a curated record. Bases 1 to 852 code for a protein of 283 amino acids.
AUGCAUCCCCGCCUCUUCACUUCCCUGGUCCUGAUCGAGCCAGUGAUUGUGCCAGACACCUUCAGCGGUCUCGGACCAAAGCUAUCUCUGCUCUCACUUAAGCGACAGGAUACUUGGCCAUCACGCUCAGCAGCGAUCGAAUCCGCGCAAAAGUCACACAGGCGAUGGGAUCCGAGAGUAUUUGAACGGUGGAUCCAAUAUGGAUAUCGCGAGCUUCCCACAUCUACCUACCCUCAGAUCAGGAGUGAUACUGGCCUUGACACUAAUCUGGAAACCGUCCCGGUAACAUUGGCAACCUCGAAGUACUUGGAGGUCAUGGAAUAUGUUCGACCUAAUUUUGAAGGGCACAAACCACCGGGAAAAGAAGAGCACAUCUUUGGACAUGCGCAUGAUCUUCUCACUCAUCCUGACGUGAUUGGUCCCGUGGACAAAACUUCGCCCUUUUACAAAAGCGAGGCGGUCAUUGCAUGGAAGCUGCUUGACCAUAUUCGUCCCUCUGUCCUCUAUGUGAUUGGGGAUCGAAGUCCCAUACAGACAGAUAUCAUUCGGGCCGAGUUGGUGUGUCGGACUGGGGUGGGGGCGGGAGGCAGUGGCGGAGCCAAGAGCUCCCAGGUGAAGGAAUCGGUCAUUGAGCGCUCUGGUCACCAGGUACCAUUAGAAAAGGUAAAAGAAACGUCAUGGGCUAUCGCAAGAUGGAUCGGCCCUGUAUCAGAAAAGUGGAGGCAUGAUGAAGAGCGUGUUGCUGCAGGAUGGCAAGAUCAGUCUGCAAAGGACAGAUUGACCGUGUCAGCAGGAUGGGUGCCCAUACUAGAAGCGCUCUACAUAGCGCAGGAAAGGAGUUCAAAGAUAUAG